CCACCCACCGCCCAUUCACCGCGACCGCACACACACGUACACACGCUACGCCCUCUCCGCCUGCUCCUCUUGCGUCGACACUCGUUCUUGCUCGCUUUCGUCCACUCGUUCACACUCCCAGGCUCGCUCCUCCAAGUGCCCUUUGCAGCGCUUGUCCGGUCAUUUCUUUUGCGUUGGGGGCCUUCAUCUCACCCGCCAUCCCAACCUCUCCUCACCGUGUACUCGACGACUGCGAGCGUACAGCCUCCAGUUCGGCCCGGGACUCUGUGUGACGACAACAACGCGACUGGCGAUUGGAGCGCUCAUCAACACUCUGCCACCGUGAAUCCGGCUUGAGACGCAGAGAAUUGCGGCAUUCCAGACACCCAGAAACGAGCAUCUGUCGCGCUUCACAACCCCCGAUUAUUCCGUGGGCCUCGAUUCGCACGAGGCAGCGACACUGUAACUGGGUCGAACAGCGCAGCCGACCGCGCUCCUAAUUGCAUACUAUCACGAGGCUUCCAAUAUUGCUGCCGGCGUGGCAUGAUAUCGGCGUGAAGGAGUACUGCUCCUAUUCCAUCUCCAUCUGACGACGGCGGGAAUCACUUUCUUCCCUUUUCUCGCCUGCUUCGUGGCGGAUCACGCUUGCGCUGCUGGCAGCCGCAAACAAAGGGUCUCCUCAUCUCCAGCCAGCCAUCGAAAUCCUCCCUGUGCAUCGGCGCCGACACGAUGCGUUGCACACCUCGACUACCGUCUGUGAACGUCGCGCGGACCAUCAUCCUCCUUUCCCUCCUCACAACCGCCGCAAUGCCACAAAUAUCACAACCUCGACGGGAUAUAAUCCCCGGGCAACUGCAAAAACGAGCUAAUGCCGUCUACAAAGGAUGCUACUCCUCGGCCGCGUCGAUGAGCAGCGUAGGCACAUACAUGUAUCAAUCAAGCGGAUACUGUAGCACACAAUGUGCCAAUCAGGACUCGCCUGCCAUGGCCCUGACAAGCGGAAAUGACUGCUAUUGCGGUGACGAACUACCUGCAGACAGUGACAAGGUGGAUGACUCGAAAUGUAACAGCCCUUGUACUGGGUAUGGUCAGACCAAUUGUGGCGGCGAUGGCGUUUUCGGCGUAUAUCUCACCAAUGGCGACUCGGGCGUGCCGGUCGCUGGUGGCAGUGAUUCCUCCAGCUCCAGCUCGAGCGCUACCUCCACCACACGUGAACCUGAAUCUGAGCCUCCGACUAAGGCUUCGGCAACCCCAUCGGUUGUCACAAACGUCUCACCCGGCCAGACUCUUGUCGUCACAAUUACGCCGACGCCGAGACCUAGUGCAUCUUCCACGAGCACUACAUCGAGUAGCGGCGGCGGCGGUGGGGGCUCGAACACUGCUGGCAUUGCUGCCGGCGUUGUUGUUGGCGUUCUUGCAAUUGCAGGCCUCGUUGCAGGCUUGUUCUUCUGGAUGCGACAGAAGAAGAGGAAGGAGGCGGAGAGCGAAUACGCGAAGCGCACUCAAGUCAGCGACUUCAUGCGUGGUGCCCACGAGCGAAAACCACCGAGCACUGGCUACAGCCAUAUGAGUGAUACGAGACUGGACCCGGAAGCUGGUGCUCACAGAAAUAGCGUCGGCAGUCUGGCAGAUAAUCAAGACUACUCGAGGAGGAUAUUGAGGGUGGCCAACCCGGACUCGUCAUAGUCGCCGACCGACACCCAUCCUCAACACACUCCUCUACCUCCCAUCAAGGCUCUUCCACGAGCGCAGCGCAAGCUGUCGAAGCGAAUGGGUAGACGCCCUGUUGACGUUCCCUUUUGACGACUCUCCCUCUACAUCUCUUUUUUUCUCUCUCUCUCUCCUCGACCCCUGCAAGACAUAGAAGACCACCAGCCGCACUGUCCCGCAAACGGACGCGCAACGGGACAAAUCUGGGGACAAAUGGUGGUUUGACUGUGCCCGCAAGCAAAUCCUGCGCGAGUUUAGUGAAAUACUACUACUUUUAUGCAACACUGCAGUGUUGAUACCCGGAAAUGCAAACGGACCUCUCAUCAAAAGCUUUUCUCCUGUCGCCUCUCUUAUCAUCGGCGCUGCCAUCGCAAUGGCAUGCCACAUUACCACUAUACUUUUAUGGCUUCACGGUAGCGGAUUCUGAGGAAUCCGCUGACAUGAUGACUACCUUCAUAAUUCACUGCUUUUCUUUAUGGUCUCUCUGUCUGGUGGGUGGGUGGGUAUCAUGGAUGAGCGAUGUUGAAUGGGAAAGGAAAGGAAAGCCAGGGAUAGGCAAGGCAAGGCAAGCAUGGAUGGAGGCGUCUACAGAGAAGUCACGAUGCGAAGUCAGUACAUAGUCUUGUCGUAUUUGAUCUCAUCAUGAUCUCUUCUGGC
Messenger RNA from Sphaerulina musiva SO2202, 2346 nucleotides. RefSeq lists its product as uncharacterized. Lineage: Eukaryota; Fungi; Ascomycota; Dothideomycetes; Mycosphaerellales; Mycosphaerellaceae. Gene Ontology annotation, cellular component: plasma membrane. The record is from RefSeq and is a predicted model, not a curated record. Bases 709 to 1665 code for a protein of 318 amino acids. The transcript has 3 exons.